CUCUUUUGUUCGCAACACUUGUGUUCCGGAUAACAACAACGACACACAACAUACACUUCAAGGCAUAGUACGACAAGCCUGGGUCGUGAUGAAGGUGGAAGCCGAUUCCUCAGUGAUCGACUGGGAUGGCCCUUGUGAUCCAGCAAGGCCAAUCAACUGGCCCAGGAGCAAGAAGUGGCGGAAUAUCUUCAGCAUCUCCUUCUUGACCUUUCUGACUCCUUUGGCUUCCUCCAUCCUAGCCCCCGCCACGGGUCUAGUUCUGAAGGACUUCCAGUCCACGAACAGGACCCUCGGCUCCUUUUCCGUAUCCAUCUACCUGAUUGGCUUUGGACUCGGGCCUCUCGUUCUGGCACCACUGUCGGAGAUGUAUGGUCGCCUACACGUCUAUCAAAUCACCACCGCUGUCUUUGUUGUGUGGAACGUCGCCUGUGCGCUGGCCCCCAACCUCGGUGCUCUCUUGGUCUUUCGACUGCUUGCAGGUUUGUCAGGGAGUGCCCCGAUGACUCUGGGCGCCGGGUCGAUUGGAGAUCUCUUUGUGCCCCAGGAAAGAGGAUUGGUGAUGGCCAUUUGGGGAGUCGGUCCACUCAUGGGACCGGUGCUCGGACCCAUCGCCUGUGGGUACCUGUCAGAAGCUGCUGGAUGGCGUUGGGUGCUCUGGCUGGUGGUUAUUGUGUCAGGAAUCGCGCUGGUCUUUACCGUACUCCUCCAGUCAGAAACCUACGAGCCGGUGCUACUGCAGCGCCAAGUCAACCGAUUGAAACACGAGACUGGCAACGCCGACCUCUACUCGGACAAGACCCCAAGAGUCAAUGCGAAGAACAGCAUCGUCCAAUCUAUCGUCCGACCGUUAAAAAUGCUCUUUCUGUCUCCGAUAGUGGCCCUGUUUUCAAUGUAUAUCGGAAUCGUGUUCGGUUAUCUAUACCUGCUCUUCACAACUAUUACGCACAUCUACGAGACUACCUAUCACUUUAGCCAGGGUAAUACCGGAUUGGUCUACAUUGGAGUUGGGGUGGGCGCUGCAAUCGGGAUGGUUAUCUUUGGAGCGUUGUCCGACAGGAUUCAAAUCCAACUCACGGCGAAAAACAACGGUCAAUCGGAGCCGGAGUUCCGGCUGCCUUUGCUGAUACCAGGCAGCAUUUUGGUCCCCAUCGGAUUGUUCUGGUACGGAUGGUCGGUCGACAAACAUGUGCCUUGGAUUAUGCCUGUUAUAGGUCUGGCCUGGAUUGGCUUUGGGAUGAUCGGAACCUUCUUGCCCAUCCAGUCCUAUAUGGUGGAUGCGUUUGGUCCCUAUGCGGCCUCGGCUGUGGCUGCAAACACCCUGGUCCGAUCAUUCGUCGGAGCGUUCCUACCCCUUGCCGGUCCCUCGAUGUAUGCCACCCUCGGGUUAGGAUGGGGCAAUUCGUUGCUGGGUUUUAUCGCUCUGCUCAUGUUACCAGUGCCGGUCAUCUUCUACUACUAUGGUAAACGGAUUCGGACGAAGUUUGAGAUUACCUUCUGACGCCUGGGGCCAAUGUUGACGAGUCGUGUGCAUAGAUCGCUCAUUGAUUGGUCGCUCUAUUAUGUACAGCUGUGAUGUGAUACAAUGGAAGUGGCUGUUCGCGCCAGCUUUGCCUUCUGAGGGAGUGAAUUAUGGGAUGAAUGUUGGCGCGUUGAUGAAGAUGAUGAUAGAGAUGCG
Aspergillus homomorphus CBS 101889 is the source of this 1675-nucleotide messenger RNA. Its product is annotated as MFS transporter. The record is from RefSeq and is a predicted model, not a curated record. Bases 89 to 1498 code for a protein of 469 amino acids. The transcript has 3 exons. Lineage: Eukaryota; Fungi; Ascomycota; Eurotiomycetes; Eurotiales; Aspergillaceae. Gene Ontology annotation, biological process: transmembrane transport. Gene Ontology annotation, molecular function: transmembrane transporter activity.